AUGAAGGUGCAGAUGAUUCAGUGUGAUGAUUCAUUAUCUCUGAUAGCUAGAUUGCUGCGGCAGACUGGCAGCAAGGAAAUCUGCCAGAUUAAUAACCUGGAGAAAUCCAUUGCUGCUGCUUACACAUUCCUCCAAAAGAAUCCCAAAGAUGCUGCAAUGCAGAAGAAAAUGGCUUUUUAUAAAACCAUCCCAGACAUUGAGACUUACCUUAUUGAUGUGGAAGCACGGGAACAUGAGACAUUGUUUCUGAAGGCUGUGAAGGCUUAUAACAUUGGGAAUUUCCGCAGCAGUAUAACCGACAUGGAGCAUGCACUCCCUGAGUAUUACAAAGCGUAUCAGGAAUGCGUCAGUGGCUGUGAAGAAUCAUGUGAUGUUACCGCUUUCAAGGACUUUUACCCAGCAGUGGCAGAUCAUUACGUAGAAACACUGAAAUGCAAAGUGAAAUGUGACCAGAAUUUAACUCCCAAUGUUGGUGGAUUCUUUGUGGAGAAGUUUGUUGCAACUAUGUAUCAUUACCUACAGUUUGCGUAUUACAAACUGAAUGAUAUUAAGAAUGCAGUGCCUUGUGUAGCUACCUACAUGCUCUUUGACCCACAAGAUGAAAUCAUGAAGCAGAAUCUGGUCUAUUAUCGGUUUUAUCGGGAGCAGUGGGGUUUACAGGAAGAGGAUUUUCAACCUCGCAGUGAUGCUCAUCUCUAUUAUAACCAGACUCAGCAACAGAUUCAGUUACUGGAAUUUGCAGAUACUUUCUUGCAGUCAGAUGACGAGAUGGAAGUGUCGGAUGAAGCAUUUUCCCAGAGUGAGGCAGAUAUAACUGAUGAAGAGUUUGAGGGAGAAGGUGACUAUGAGGAAGACAUCCUUGCUGAUUGGUGGCAGCAGCCAAAACAGAAAGGAGAUUUGGACGAUGUAUCUAAUUAGAUGUAGACUGGACAAUGUACCCAAUACCUCAGACAUUAGUGUGUACAUGUGUGAUGAUGGAAAUCAGUGUGACGGCCAAAGAUUACGAAUUGAGAGAGAAAUUUGUGUUUUAAUGUCUCUGCAAUCUUUACACUGGGCAGGAAGGAUAGGAUGUGUGAGAGAGAGAGUGUGCAAUCAUCAGAGGUGCUUGAAGAUGGAAGAAAAUGUUUUGAAAUGUCACUGGUUUUCUUAAAAUCUCAAUAUUAAUCAACCUCAAUGUCCACCUAUUUAUGUUUUUAGAGAAGUUGAGUAAUAAAAUAUGAACAAAUUCCUGGAAAUAUUCAGCAGGCCUGGCAGCAUGUGCUGAGAAGUUCCUUCAAUUCUGAAGAUUCAUAUUGGACUCAGAUAUCUGUUUCUCUCUCCACAGAUACUGCCUGAUCUGCUGAGUAUUUGCAGUUUUUAUUUUAAAUUUCUAGCAGCCGCAGUAUUUUGCUUUUAUACAAGGAAUAAAAGAGCCCUUUUCCCCAGUAUUCUUUCUGCAGCAGCUUUGUACCUAGUCCAUUGCUGUAAUCUGCUCUGUCAAAGCCUGUAUCUACAGAAUCUUGCAGCACAAAAUGAGGCCAUUCAACCCUAUUGUGUCUGUGCGUGCUCUUCAAAAGAGCUACCCAUUCAUCGCACACCCUGUAGCACUAUAUGUUUUUCCCAUUCAGAUGUUUUUCCAAUUCCAUUUAGCAUCCAUGCCUGUUAGUCCCAGGCAGGUCACUUCCAUAUCAGUGACCUUUCACAAGAUAACAAACGUGGGGAGUUUAUAAUUGUUGGUGCUGGUGAGAACGUGAUUUCAACCUCUUACUCACCCAGACCUGAGUUUUAAUGAGUUGCCUUUGGGGUAUGUUUUCCUGCAAUGAACAUUGAACUUUGAUCUCAUUUGUUACAAAUAAUUUUUUCUUUGACUGUCACUGUUUCCCACUGUUGGGUCUGUCCUGGUGUAGCUGGGAACCUGGGCUGAAUGAGCUGAUGCAAAGACAUUGAUGGCCCUGUAACUCUGUCUUUGACCUCUGCAGGGUUUGCUUGUGGGUUAGUGAGUGAGAUCUGCACCUGUCCCUGGGAACAGGUGAGAAUGGGUUACCUUUGAGCCACAAUAAAACAACCUUUAUCCCCCCAGUGCCAGGGUCUUUCUUUUUUUAAUAAAUUAAAAUCUUGAAAGAAAACAGGGCGACAAUAUUUCCUGUUAAUACACUGGUGAUUUUCCUCCUGAGUUGUUGUUUCCUGCACUGACCUGGAAGUGUAUAGUCAGCAUGUGGAAACUGGGCAGCUCCUGUCUGGGGUGGAACAAACUGUGUUGUGAUGUGGGCUGUGAACAACAUAGGAUCUUUCAAUUCUCUCACCUGUACAGUCGGUGUGUUGGUGUUGGAUGGCUGCAGAGUAUAUAUUAAUUUAAUAAAAGUCAGAUUUUGUAUUUUAAAA
Molecule: messenger RNA, 2361 nt
Organism: Rhincodon typus (whale shark)
Lineage: Eukaryota; Metazoa; Chordata; Chondrichthyes; Orectolobiformes; Rhincodontidae
Product: endoplasmic reticulum protein SC65-like
Exons: 7
Coding region: 1-918 (305 amino acids)
Biological process (GO): collagen fibril organization
Cellular component (GO): endoplasmic reticulum
Molecular function (GO): collagen binding; protein binding
Source: RefSeq, a predicted model, not a curated record